This is a messenger RNA of Scleropages formosus (Asian bonytongue), 2071 nucleotides long. RefSeq names its product 14-3-3 protein epsilon-like. The transcript is spliced from 7 exons. Lineage: Eukaryota; Metazoa; Chordata; Actinopteri; Osteoglossiformes; Osteoglossidae. The record is from RefSeq and is a predicted model, not a curated record. The coding region runs from base 204 to 926 and encodes 240 amino acids.
UAGAGGCCCGGAUGAGGCUUCGCCGCCAUUUUUAGUGGAGCUCUGCCGGUAGAGAGGGGGGACGCGCAGAGCCGUCGCUGUUCUGCCGCUUGGAGCCGCCGCCCGACAGACACUCGCCCACUGCCGCACCUCUUUUCCCUCCCUCCCUCCUUCCUUUCCUCCCUUCACCCGCAGGAAGAGCGCACUUCCCGGCCCCGAGCGCCAUGGGAGACCGCGAGGACCUCGUGUACCAGGCCAAGCUGGCCGAGCAAGCGGAAAGAUACGACGAAAUGGUGGAGUCCAUGAAGAAGGUGGCAGGCAUGGAUGUUGAGCUGACUGUGGAAGAGCGCAACCUGCUUUCUGUGGCCUACAAGAAUGUGAUUGGAGCCAGAAGAGCAUCGUGGAGGAUCAUCAGCAGCAUUGAGCAAAAGGAAGAGAACAAGGGUGGCGAGGAUAAGCUGAAGAUGAUCCGAGAAUACAGGCAAACGGUUGAGACGGAGCUUAAGUCCAUCUGCAACGACAUUCUGGAUGUACUGGACAAACAUCUCAUUCCGGCUGCAAACACCGGCGAGUCCAAAGUCUUCUACUACAAAAUGAAGGGAGACUACCAUCGGUACCUGGCAGAGUUUGCUACAGGGAAUGACAGAAAGGAGGCCGCAGAGAACAGCCUAGUGGCGUACAAGGCUGCGAGCGACAUCGCCAUGAUUGAGCUGCCGCCCACGCACCCCAUCCGCCUUGGCCUCGCCCUCAACUUCUCUGUGUUCUACUACGAAAUUCUUAACUCGCCCGACCGCGCCUGCAGGUUGGCGAAGGCUGCAUUCGACGACGCCAUCGCAGAACUGGACACGCUGAGUGAAGAGAGCUACAAGGAUUCAACGCUCAUCAUGCAGUUGCUACGCGACAACCUGACGCUAUGGACAUCGGACAUGCAGGGAGAUGAUUCCUAAGGAAAAAAACUCCAUUCCCUCUAAAACUGUACUUUGUGAAGAACAGACUAAAGAAGCGCUGCAAGAUGUUGAGGAUGACAACUAGUGAAAUUUCAUGGCCAACACGAGACCCCGCUCCCUUGCCCUGCGCACACUCCCUGUCCUCGCCCACACGUCAUCACGCUGGGAGCCACCAGUCUCUGCUCUCACCAUCGGCUCUCCUUGUGCCCCCUCCCUCGACCCUUAGUUCUUUCUUUUUUUUAUGAGUCUGUUUUUUUUAAAUGCCAGUUUCCUUUAAAGAACUUCAAUUUUUCUGGAAGAUGGAGAUUAGUCCUGGAAUAUCGCUGCCCCUUCCCACUCCUCGUUCCCUUACGACCCGGUACAAGCUCACUUGACCGCCGUUGGACCUGAAACCAUUCGCUGUUUUUCUUCAGAUCCCCCUCCCUCCCUUCACUCUGCAUUUUUAUCAGUUGCUGGAUGUAUUUUGAGUAAUGUUCAUGUAAUUACAGAAAUUUUUAUUACCAAAACAUCUGCUAUAUUUAGAUGUGGGGUACUGUAAUUCUGUGUUUAGUGCGAAAAUUAGAGAAGGGCAUUUGCAUUAAAGAGGAGUAAAGUGCCCUUUCUUAAGCCGUUAGCUUUCUGUUGCCGUUUCGGAGGAAUUGACCAGGAAGCCUGACGGUUCAGCUGAAGCGAAAUGCCCCCCCAUCUCCGCUGCUGCAGUGGUUACCGUCGCGUUGUGUGGUGUGUGGACUGUACUUUGUGCUCAAAUACUGUACGGCACGCAGCUCCUGUUCUUUCCAGGAGCCGUCCCGAUGGUCCCAUGAAGCCUCGCCGCUUUGCAAGACCCCUCAUUUGAGGAGGAGAUAAAAACGAAUGAAACUAAAGCAGGUGUGCAUUGGCCUCUGAUAAAAAAUCAUGUUUUUACGACCUGCAUGUGAUGAGCAAAUUUUUUUUUUCUUUUGUUUCUGCUGCCCCUCCUCUCCUUUCUCAUUCUUUUCUCUUCACCUCUCGCUCGUUUUUUCUUUUGUUUGGUAUGUGUAACUUGAAUCUAAUUUGUACUACUGGAUAUUUGACUGGAGCCACACAUACAGUCUGUAUUGUUCUUACUGAAACACAGCAUGGAAUCAACAUUAAACUUAAAAUAAAAGACCUGAAUUAAAAAUCCA